Pneumocystis jirovecii RU7 is the source of this 855-nucleotide messenger RNA. RefSeq lists its product as uncharacterized. The transcript is spliced from 4 exons. The record is from RefSeq and is a predicted model, not a curated record. The coding region runs from base 1 to 855 and encodes 284 amino acids. Lineage: Eukaryota; Fungi; Ascomycota; Pneumocystomycetes; Pneumocystales; Pneumocystaceae.
AUGAUAGGACCAGCAUCUCCCCCCAAAACAUAUAAAAAACAUAAAAAUAGCACUAUAGAUAGUAGUUUGUUUACAAAUGAUAAACUUUCUUAUUGUGUUACAGGACCUUCAUUUUCAGAAUUUUCAGAAGAAAAAAAAGAAAAUAACAUUCAAAAUAGAGAAAUCGAGAACUCUAAUGAAAUGCCCAAUAAAAGCAAACGUUUAAUAGGACCAGUAUUGGAUUUUAAGGAAACAGAAAACGAUGAUAAUGAAAUUGGACCACAUCUUUCUGAUUUUACAGAUUCAGUAAGUUAUGAGGAAAAAAAACAAAAAAAAGCAGCAGAGUUUGAAGAAAUUGAAAAAAAACGUUUAAAUCAAAUUUCAGAAAUUCCAAUAAUAAGUCAAGAAAAAAAAAGAGAUGAUUGGAUGAUUAUCCCUCCUAGUCGCUCUGAUUUGAAUUCUAGAAUAGGCAUUAGUCUUAAAUCACGGACAUUCAAUACUGAAAAAAGUGCACGGUUAAAUGAUUUUGGUGUUCAAGAUAUAAAUUUAUGGACGGAAUCUUAUGAGGAUAAACAAAAACGUUUAAAACAAGAAGCAAUGGGUAUAAAAAAGCCUAUGCAUCAGGAUGCCAAAUCAAAAAAAGAUCUUAAUACUAUAUUUAAUACUGAAAAACAAAAAUUAAAUCACGGAGCUAAACGUCCUUCUUUAUACGAUAUGCAUCUUAAAGUAAGUAAAGAAUCUACAGAUGACCCUUCAAAGAGAAUGUUUGAUUAUGAAAAAGAUAUUGGUGAAAAUUCUCUAACUUUUUCAAAAAAACUAAAAAUAAUAAAUCUUUCAAAAGACAUGUCCCGAUUUUCCUCUGGAUCAUAUCUUUAA